CUGAGAAGCUUAGUCAGGAUCAACGAGCCGAUCUCUCAAGAUCUAUUUGGUUAGCUUGCUUUGGUGACGAGUCGACAGUAUAGACUCGCUAGAUAAACGUCGCGAAGCAUCCGUCGGGUUAGUUUGGCGGAAACGUGAAGAGCAGCGUACACUGCGAUUUCCUUCGUCAGCCAGAGAAAGGAGCAUCCUCAGUUGCGACGCGAGUUGGAUACUCGGGCCGGCCGGAGACACGGGGGGGGGAGCGAGGGGGCCGUAAUUUCGACCUUUCAUACGUGCUAGACGCUGCGAUGGGAUUGUAAAUUGUAAACGGUUCGUCGAGCGUCAGAUUGUGGACGAGAGAGAGAGAGAAAGAGAGAGAGAGAGAGAGAGAGAGAGAGAGAGAGAGAGAGAGAGAAAGAGAGAGCGGGUGAUCAGAGGACCAUCGACGUCGUUCUUACUCCCAAAUACUGUACCGUUCAGUGAGGUGCGAUAGUGGCGUUCGUCGUAUUCGGUGUCGAGGGAACUCGUCCGAAUUACCUUUCCUCGACGGCUCGGACUGGCUGAGAUGACGAUUAUUAAUACCCCGAUGAUGCGACCAUGCUUCACCACAUAUUCUUUCCAAGACAGAAGAUAUCUGCGAAUGAGUAAAUACAAAAGUGUCUACGUUGUUCGCCGAUCAAUUCUUAUCAAGGAGUAACGAAGAGCAUCGACGUAUUAAAAGUCCAAACUACACUACACUUUUUUUUCUGCAAAACUUUAUUUACAAAGUUCUUGACAUUCUUUCAACUGAAUUUUCACAUCUCGGUACUAUACCAGGACAAGGCCGUGUGAAUCAGCUUGGCGGUGUCUUCAUCAAUGGACGACCGCUACCCAAUCAUAUCAGACUCAAGAUAGUCGAGAUGGCUGCUUCAGGUGUCAGACCUUGUGUUAUAUCGAGGCAGUUGCGCGUAUCCCACGGUUGCGUCUCGAAGAUCUUGAACCGUUAUCAAGAGACUGGGAGUAUUCGUCCAGGUGUAAUCGGCGGCAGCAAACCGCGAGUCGCCACACCGGAAGUGGAAGCGAAGAUCGAAGAGUACAAGCGCGAAAAUCCCAGCGUCUUCUCUUGGGAAAUUAGAGAUCGAUUAGUCAAGGAGGGAAUCUGCGAGAAGGCGAAUGCACCCAGUGUAUCCGCGAUUUCUCGACUGAUCAGAGGUCGCGACAAUGAAGAUGACGCAAGAAUCGGAGAGGUGAAAACAAGUUCUGGGUCCGAUUGCGACAGCGAGCCGGGCAUCACGCUGAAGAGGAAGCAACGUAGAAGCAGGACGACCUUCACGGCCCACCAGCUGGACGAGCUGGAGAAAGCGUUCGAGAGGACUCAGUAUCCCGACAUUUACACCAGGGAGGAGCUCGCCCAAAGGACCAAGUUAACGGAGGCCAGGAUACAAGUCUGGUUUAGCAACAGGCGAGCCAGACUUCGGAAGCAAGUCUCCUCAACGACUGGCGGAUACAGCUCCAUGGCCUAUUCAACGCCGUACGUGCUGCACUCGUCGGCACCGCCACAUCCUCACGCUGCGGCAGCCGUGCCACCUGUUCAUCCGCAUCCUCAUGCUCAUGCUCAGAACUUACCGGAUGGGGCAUUUUCCGCGAAUCAAGUUGCUGAUCUGUAUCCCCAUCAUUCGGCAAUGUCUCAACAAUUGGUGGCAAAUCCUCCGCGUCUAUCAUCGUCCAUUGCAUCCGCCCCGCCUUACAGCUUCGCAGCCGCAUCGGCUUAUCAUUCUGCCUCGCUGCUGCCGGCAUCGUCCGCGGUCACUCCCAUGAGUCACCAAGUGUCCCCCGUACCCUCUACCUCAUCUACCUUUCAAGCCGCCGGUCAUCACCAGUUGCCACCGACGCCGAAUUCUCUCGUUACCAUGAUGGGACCGAAUUCCGGCAACUCAAAUUCCGUUCCCGAACAGCUAAAUGCGCCGGAGUUACCAAUCAAUCCAGUCUCGCCGGCCCAACAGCAGCAGCAGCAGCAGCAGCAGCAGCAGCAGCAGCAGCAACAGCAGCAGCAGCAGCAGCAGCAGCAGCAGCAGCAGCAUCAACAGCAACAGCAACAAACCAGCCAGGAGAACGUGGCUCCAUCGUGGAACGUUGCGAUCACCAGCGGCGCCAGGAUGAAUCUCCCGAGUCCGCCGAUGAGCCUUCAGCAACCGCACGCCUACAACGCCCAUCAAGCUCAUCAGGCCUUCGCCAGUUCUUACAGCGCGCAAGGUUUUCAGCAACAAUCGAGGCCAGCCAGUGCCUAUUGGUUUUGAAGUUUUUUUAAUCACCGCGAUACAAACUGAGGGUUAAUUAGUACGGACGAGCUGGAACCUUUCAUUCUUCUUGCUAGAAGCGAUGAUUGCAAAGGAAAUAUGAGCGGUCGAGUUGAUGAAGCCGGUAAUUUUAUUCAAUCAGUGCAGAGGUACAUAAUCCAAAUUACUCGGAGAUUAAAAUCUAAAUGUUUGGCUAUAUCGUAAGGUAUAAUGUAUCGCGGAGAACGAUCUGAAAUAAAAAAGCUGAAUUAAGACGUAAAUAAAAAAGGGAGAAGAUAAGAAGGGCGAUAAAAGACUGGACUAAUUACACAAAGAGAUGCAUUUUGUGUCUCGUUUUCGAUAGCAGA
Harpegnathos saltator (Jerdon's jumping ant) is the source of this 2602-nucleotide messenger RNA. Its product is annotated as protein gooseberry. Gene Ontology annotation, molecular function: RNA polymerase II cis-regulatory region sequence-specific DNA binding; DNA-binding transcription factor activity, RNA polymerase II-specific. The transcript has 6 exons. Lineage: Eukaryota; Metazoa; Arthropoda; Insecta; Hymenoptera; Formicidae. Gene Ontology annotation, biological process: anatomical structure development; regulation of transcription by RNA polymerase II. The record is from RefSeq and is a predicted model, not a curated record. Bases 879 to 2255 code for a protein of 458 amino acids.